AUGCGCGUCGUUGUAAGUGGCGCCGGCAUCGCCGGUCCCACUGUAGCAUGGUUCCUCGCAAAAGCGGGCGCCAGAGUCACCGUAGUCGAGAAAGCUACCUCGAUGCUUGCUCAAGGACAGAACAUCGAUAUACGCGGUACAGCGGUCAACAUUCUCAACAAGAUGGGCUUGCUCGACGAAGUUCGUAAGCACAACACAACGGAGAUAGGAAGCUGCUUGAUCGAUCGCAACGGUCGCUCAUUUGCUCGAAUGCCAGUCAAUGGGUCCGCUGGUAGUCCAACGAGUGAGUUUGAGAUCCUUCGUGGUGAUCUUGCCGCCGUCCUGUACGAUGCCGUCAAGGAUGUACCCAACAUCGAGUUCAAGUUUGGUACCACUGUGACCCAGGUGCUGGCGAACGAUGCGGAAAAGGUCCGAGUGGAGCUGAGUACUGGUGAAGAGGCCGACUACGAUAUUCUGAUUGUAUCCGAUGGUCAGUGGUCUAGGCUGCGAAAGCAGCUUUUCGGACAAGAUGCUGUAACUGUAGUAGACAAGAACUGCUUCUGUAUGUACGCCACGGUCCCUCGAACAGAAGAGGAUAGCGAUUGGUGGGAACUUUAUUUCUCUCUCAACCGUCGCUGCGUAAGCACUCGACCAGACAAUCACGGCACCCUGCGGUGCCUUUUCAGCAUCAUGCCACUCACCGACAAUCAAAAGCAAGCCUGGGCAGCCACUGCUAGAAGUCACGAUCGCAAGCUCCAACUUGAUCUGCUCAAAAGCGAAUUUAGCGGUGCUGGUUGGAAAACAUCGCGUCUCCUCCAAGACGUGGAGAAAUCCGACGACGUCUAUGUGCAAGCUGUACAGCAAAUUCGCAUGACCAGUUGGCACAAGAACAGGGUCAUAUGUUUGGGAGACACAGCCUACGCACCAACGCCGCUCACUGGAAUGGGCACCUCUCUUGCCAUCAACGGUGCCUAUCUCCUCGCUGGCCACCUCUCUCAGCUGAAACCAGAUCAACAUCCGUCGAAAGCGUUUGAAAGUUACGAGUCCGAGUUCAGGCCUUUCGUUCAGAAGAUUCAAGACGUACCUUGGUUUGUCCCCGGUGUGGUGCAUGUGCGCUAUGCAUGGCAGAGAUGGCUCUUGCAACGCCUGAUCGCUGCAGUUGCCUACGUUGUUACAAUACCAUGGGUCGCGCGAUGGGCAGCAACGAAGGACAGGCAGUUGGACAAGGGAUUAAUCACUGCGUUAGAUGCGCCUUUCCCACAGUUCGCCGCUUUUGAACAAGUCCAAGCUAACGAAGCGUAA
This is a messenger RNA of Mycosarcoma maydis (corn smut), 1281 nucleotides long. RefSeq lists its product as uncharacterized. The coding region runs from base 1 to 1281 and encodes 426 amino acids. Gene Ontology annotation, molecular function: FAD binding. The record is from RefSeq and is a predicted model, not a curated record. NCBI's taxonomy places the organism in Eukaryota, Fungi, Basidiomycota, Ustilaginomycetes, Ustilaginales. The transcript has a single exon.